This is a messenger RNA of Scomber scombrus (Atlantic mackerel), 1751 nucleotides long. RefSeq lists its product as uncharacterized. The coding region runs from base 236 to 952 and encodes 238 amino acids. NCBI's taxonomy places the organism in Eukaryota, Metazoa, Chordata, Actinopteri, Scombriformes, Scombridae. The transcript has 6 exons. The record is from RefSeq and is a predicted model, not a curated record.
GUGUGCUCCUGUACACGUUCCUCUCUUUCUGUAAGUUUAUUUAACAUUUUGAGCAUUAAGAACAUUAAGGAUAUCAAAAGAAUAGAUAAAAGUAAAGAAAAGUCGGUGAUAAAGUCUUAGAGGUUAAGAUAUUGUAUAUGCGGCGAGUGGGACUAUUUAAGUUUUCCUGAAAAUCUCAACAGUCUCCUUUCCGGGCAAUAAAGUCAAAAUUCAAGCACAUCACUUCAGUUACAUCAUGGCCAAAGACAAAUCCUUAAAAUCAGAUACUCCUAAAAGGAAGAAGUUGUGCUCAAAUGACAGUGAAGCUCAUGUGGAAGAAAUGAAGGAGAGCAAAGAGAAAAAGAAGAGGAAACGGAUGGAUGUAGAGGAGGUUCCAGUUCAGAUCCCUCAAGGAACUAUUGAUGUGGAUGUUAAAAAAAAGAAAAAGGACAAGAAACGCAAAAAGAAACAAAUGACAGAGCAAACUGAGAUUUCAGAUCCACCCAGUCCCCUUCCAGGGAAACAGGAGACGGAGGGAGUGGAGGGAGAGGAGGACUUGAGCCCCGAGGAGCGGCGGGUCUUGGAGAGGAAGAUGAAGAAGAUCCUGAAAAAGGAGGAGAAGAAGAAGCUUAAAGAUGAGGGGAAGACUGAGACGAAAGCUGAGACGCCUGCACCCACUGCAUCUCAGCAUGCCUUAGAUUACCUCACCUGCUGGGCUAAAAAUCGCACAGAGUGGAAGUUCCAGAAGACCAGGCAGACGUGGUUACUGCAGCACAUGUUUGACUCUGAAACAGUUCCAGAUGAGAAGUUCUCCAUAUUGCUCGAGUACCUGGAGGGGCUCCGUGGAGCAGCGAAGGACACCACAGUGCAGAAGGCCUUAGUCCUAGUCCAAGAGUCAGGACAAGUGCCAGAGGACAAAACUGUCCAGCAGAGGGCGCACAGAGCCAGAGAAGUUAUCCAGCUGCUCUCCUGAACUUCCACUAUGCAUUCAGCAGAAAAAGACUGAACCAUCAGUGGACUUAAAGGUUGUCCUGAUCUCAGGCUCGGACUCAAAUAGUUGUUUUAUAUGUUCAGUCCAUUAGGGAUAGGAGGGGUUUUGAUAAUAUCACCAGUGUCGCACAUGUAUUUUGUAUGUACAUGUCUUUUUCUUCUCCGUAGCUAAACAAUUCCAUGUGUACCGUUGCAGUCUUGUCUCCCCACCCCAAAAAAUAUAAAGUAUGAAAUCUUACAAGUUGCAGUUCUUUGACAAGUUACACCUGCAGCACAAUAUUUGAUUUUCAUUACUUUCUCUAACUCCAAAUAUUAAGUAUUCAGAAGACAUUGUACAGUUUCACCAGUAUGGAGAGAAGAGGGGAGAUAUAACUCCACACAGAUGAAACAGAAAGCUGAGAAACUGUUGGAGUUAAAAGUCUCAGGAAUGUUUGUACUCAAGACAUGUUUGUGCAUGUCAAGGCCCAUCACCUGUGAAGUCACUCAUGAGAGUAACUUUUCUCAUAUACUCAAGGCAUAAUAAUGAUAAAAAUGCCAAAAAAUUCUUUCUAACUGAGUAGUUUAUGCUCUCUUUGUGUGUGUUAGAUGUGUUUAUCUACUUCUUUUUGGGGAAUUAAUGUGGAUUCAUUCUUGUUUUAGUUAGGGUUAGGGUUAGAUUUGAUUACAACUUUCACAUACCACACUAUUACAUAUAACUGAGCUGGUUAUAGAUGUAGGUCAAAAAGAGCAGCUGCGGGGUCAGGUGCUUCCUGCACUAUUACAUGCUUUCAUACUUUAAUUGG